UCCAUCAGAUUAUUACUUGGAUGGAGAAGUAGGCACGUUGCAACUUUUUAGAGUCAAGUUUAAAUAUUAUGCAGUUUUGUAGGUGGCACAUGAUUGUAAUUUUUUCUGCUAUAAGAGGCGGUUCGGAUGCAAAAUUGCAACGACUUGCUAAUUAGUAAUUAGGCGCGGGUACAUACCUUACGUAGGCAUUUAAAGAAUGGGUUAGCCGACUCCUUUGUUAGUGUACGAGAACCGGCGGUGUAGCAACCAUAUUAUUCUGAUAAAUCCUCAUAAGCAUUGGUAUUUUUUUCAUACUCCUUGUGUGACGGCUUUUUUGAAGGCUUACCGGCUGGUAAGCAGAAGAUUAAAUAUAUUGCUAAGUAUGGAAGGACAUGAGGACGUGGUGCUGUCAGGUCUAUCCGGGCGCUUGCCCGAAUGUGACACUAUCGAAGAGUUUGCAUCCAAGCUGUUCGCUGGCGUUGACCUUGUAACAGAUGACGAUCGACGCUGGACGCCAGGUAUGUACGGAUUGCCACAACGAUGCGGAAAGCUAAAGGACCUGGCGCACUUCGACGCAGCAUUCUUUGGAGUGCACGCAAAGCAGGCAGAAAUCAUGGAUCCGCAACUGCGACUGCUGUUGGAAGUCACACACGAGACAAUGGUAGACGCUGGAUACAACCCUACCGAGCUGCGCGGCUCACGCACCGGUGUCUACGUGGGUCUUAUCCAGUCUGAAAGUUUCCAAGGGUGGUCUCAAGAUAUGGAAAAAAUCAAUGGCUAUGCCUUGACUGGCUGCAGUAAUUCCAUGUUCCCCAACCGGAUUUCCUUCGCAUUUGACCUCAAGGGGCCAUCACUGUCUAUGGAUAUCGCAUGUGCAGGUUCUAUGCAUGCGUUGGUACAGGCUUGGAACGACAUCCGAGCAGGCCGUUGUGACGCCGCUAUAGUCGCAGGCACAAACAUCUGCCUCAGCCCGUCCACAACACUGAGCUUCCAUCGCUUAUCUAUGCUCUCACAAGAUGGCCGUUGCGCUGCUUUUGAUGACUCUGGACGCGGCUACGUACGUUCUGAAGCGGUCGUAGCAGUAUUUUUGCAACGACGCAGUGCCGCGCGUCGGGUGUACUGCACACUGCGCGGCGCGAAGACAAACAACGAUGGUUAUAAGAAGGAGGGCAUCAAUUACCCUAACGGAGACUUUCAGUACCGAAACGCCCUUGAGACUUUUGAAGAGGCUCAAUUGCGUCCGCGGGAUGUCGUUUACGUGGAGGCGCACGGCACUGGCACCAAGGUGGGAGAUCCAGAGGAAGGAAAUGCGAUCACGAAGCUGUUCUGCAAAGACCGCAAAGGUCCACUACUGAUAGGUGCCGUCAAGUCCAACAUGGGCCAUCCGGAGCCAGCCUCCGGAUUGUGCUCCGUUGCUAAAGUGGUCAUAGCAAUGGAGCAUGGUAUUAUCCCCGCUAGUCUGCACUACAAGACCCCUAAUACCGAAAUACCUGCACUCAUUGACGGCCGCAUUAAGAUGGUGGUCGAAAAUACGCCAUGGCCAGGUGGCUUGGUGUCGGUGAAUUCCUUCGGGUUCGGCGGAGCCAAUGCACACUUGAUUCUCGAGGGUGGACGCGGAGACCGUUCACAGCCCGCUGAGUACCCGGCACCGCGUCUAGUGCUCGCUUCAGGCAGAACUGACGAGGCUGUCAAGCAGCUGCUACAGCUAGCCGCACUACAUCCGCGCGACUUCGAGCUUCACGCUCUGUUGGACGUGGUUCAUGCGCGCUCCAUACCAGGGCACCCACACCGUGGUUACAUUGUACUUGAUCCGGAGCGAGGCUCACCGCCCGUGCAGGAGGUGCUCGAGAACGACGGCGACUCACGCCCCGUGUGGUUUCUAUUUAGCGGCAUGGGCUCGCAGUGGGCCGGUAUGGCUCGAGAGCUGAUGCGUCUGCCGUUAUUCGCUGCGAGUAUCGCGCGAUCGGCAUUGGCACUAGAACCCUACGGCGUAGACCUCAAGCAUGUAAUCACAGAGGCGCCAAAGUCAGCCUUUGAUAACAUCAUCAACUCCUUCGUGUCCAUUGCCGCCGUGCAGGUGGCGCUGGUAGACGUGCUGAGUGAGCUUGGUAUUCACCCUGACGGCAUAAUUGGACACUCUGUUGGUGAAAUCGGAUGCGCAUACGCGGACGGAACACUAACAGCAGAGCAAACGGUUUUGUGCGCGUAUUGGCGCGGACGCUGUAUGCUCGACUCGGUACCAUCGUCGGGUGCCAUGGCUGCCGUUGGUCUCUCCUGGGAGGAAUGUGCCCGUCGCUGUCCCAUUGACGUCGAGCUCGCCGCACAUAACUCUACUAAUAGCAUCACGAUUUCGGGUCCCUUAUCGUCGGUAGAGAAGUUUGUCCAGGAGCUGUCGGCAGAUGGCGUAUUUGUACGUAUGGUGAAUACUGCGGGCAUAGCGUUCCAUAGCUCGUACAUUGCGGGCGUCGGACCUCUCUUGCUUAAGAGACUGCAACAAGUCAUUCCUGAGCCCAAACCUCGUAGCGCGCGCUGGCUUUCCUCGUCCAUUCCUCAAGAUCAGUGGAAUUCAGAUGUUGAUCGGCUGAGUGAUGCCGCGUACUUCGUAAACAACCUAGUGUCUGUGGUGCAGUUUGCGCCCGUGCUGGCUCAGGUGCCGCAGCGGGCGCUAAUGCUGGAAAUCGCUCCUCACGCGCUCCUUCAAGCCAUUGUCAAGCGUGCGAUGCCAGAUGCUAUACACGUCCCUCUGGUGCGUCGCAAUGCAACCGACACUCUCGUGCAUCUCCUUACUGCAGUGGGUAAAACCUAUGGAGCCGGAACACAGCCUCAGGUAGCGCAGUUAUACCCGCGUGUAUCGUGGCCGGUGUCUCGCGGUACCCCUGGACUGGCGUCACAUAUCGGCUGGGACCACAGAGUCGAGUGGAGUGUAUGUGACUUCAUGAAGGUUAAAGAGAACAUCAUUGAGUACGAUCUCGACAAGCCUGAAGACGCCUUUAUUGCCGGACAUAACAUUGAUGGCAGAAUCCUCUUCCCUGCGACCGGAUACUUGUUGCUGGUGUGGCGAACGUUAGCGAAGAUUAAAAAACUGGAAAUAGAGCAGACUGCGGUUGUGUUCCAAAAUGUACAUUUUCGUCGUGCCACCAUCAUGUCAAACUUCGUUCCAGUGUGCUUCCUUGUUUCACUUCUCAGUGGUUCAGGCGAGUUCGAAGUCUGCGAGGGUGAUGAAGUGGUAUUCACUGGUACAGCCAGACUUACAGCUGACCCAGAUGCUGAACGUUUGCCAGCCACUAUGCUAGAUGAUGAUAAUACUAAAGAAGAAUACGUGCCUUUGCUUAGCUCAGAAGACAUUUAUAAAGAGCUGCGCCUUCGUGGUUAUAACUACAAAGAUGUAUUUCGUGGUAUUAUAUCUUCAAAUAAACUUGGCACGCGCGGCCAGCUCGAAUGGGAAGGCAACUGGAUCUCUUUCAUGGACGCUAUGAUGCAACACUCCCUUAUUGGCAUCGAUAAGAGGCUCUUGUAUUUACCGACCCGUCUGCAACGAGUAGUGAUCGAUCCUGCGGCACAGCGUAAGGCUGCUACAGAAGAUGGCAUAGCAGUUCAGGUUAACCGCAACUUAAACGUUAUUGUUGCCGGUGGAGUCGAGAUGCGUGGCAUGCAGACUUCGUUAGCACCACGCCGCACCAAAGUUCAGGCAGCACCUACACUAGAGAAACACGUGUUCAUUCCUCUGAUAUCCGGGAAUGUAGACUGCAAUCCGCUUUUAACCUUAGUGCAACUGGCGCUCGAAAACUGCAACGUGCUUAAGUUGAAACUUACCGAGCAAGCGCACUGUCGGCCCGUACAGGCGUUUUUGCUGCCACGCGUAGUGCAAGUAUUAGAAUCUGUACCGGGGGUGCGCGUAGACGCAACGCUAGUCACUGAUGCAGGUGCACAACAGUAUGCUGCCACUAUGGAACCACUUGGAAUAAAGGUACUGGCAAACAGCGCGUUACAGACCGAUUGCCACGUGGUGUUAGGUUCAAACAUCUUUUUAAAGCAUGAAGAACUAUCUGCAUUGAUAAAGGCAUGCAUUCCUAAUGGUUUUGUGUUGCUGGAAGAGCCGUUACAUGAGCUAGACGAGUCGUCGAUACAGGCAGCUGUUUCCAACUUUGGACUCACAUUGGUAUCUCGUCGUUGCUCGGAAUCCUUUGAAUAUCUGCUGCUGAAGCGCACAGCUCCGAUGCCAGCGUCUAAAUGUAUUAUUGAAGUGCAUGAAAAUAACUACUCCUGGGUAGAUCAGUUGAAGGUCGCUAUGAAGAAAGCUGAAAACGAAAACCUGUUGGUUUAUGUGUGGUCGAGCGCACUUGAUUCCGGUUUGCUGGGUCUAGGGACCUGCUUGAGACGAGAGCCCGGAGGUGACUGCCUGCGCGUAUAUUACUUACCAGAGGCUACAGACCAGUUCGAUCCCGAUGCCCCACCGUAUAAGGCACAGAUCCGCCAAGACUUGGCAUUCAAUGUAUUGCGCGCCGGUGUUUGGGGUACCUACCGCCACUUACCACUUGAUGACCCGACACAAGUCAAGCAAGAGGUGGAGCAUGCGUAUGUAAACACGUUGACUCGCGGUGACUUGUCAUCUUUGCAUUGGAUCGAGAGCGACCUGAAAUAUGCCACUGUUGCACCGGAGCCGCACACUGACCUAUGCCAUGUCUACUACUCAUCGCUUAACUUUCGCGAUAUCAUGCUCGCUACAGGCAAGCUGCAACCUGACUCACUGCCUGGACAUCUCGCUCAUAAGGGAUGUAUACUUGGGUUAGAGUUUAGCGGAUAUUCAUCAACAGGUAAACGCGUAAUGGGUAUAGUUCAAACAAUGGGCCUAGCAACUACGGUUCAGGCCGACGUGUGUCUAAUGUGGGAGGUGCCUGAUCAAUGGACUCUAGAACAGGCAGCGACCGUGCCAGUGGCGUAUGCGACAGCAUAUUAUGCUUUGGUGAUCCGCGGGCGCAUGCAGCCUGGUGAAUCUGUCCUAGUGCAUGCAGGUGCUGGUGGCUUAGGCCAGGCUGCUAUUGCAAUCGCACUGCAUGCCGGUUGUACCGUUUAUACUACUAUAGGCUCGCCCUCCAAACGUGCCUUUCUACGCGAACGCUUCCCGCAGCUGCUGGAUGCCAAUAUUGCCAACUCGAGAGACAGCUCGUUUGAACAUGUCAUAUUGCGUCGUACAUGCGGUCAUGGCGUCGAUCUCGUGCUCAACUCACUAGCAGGCGACAAACUUCAAGCAUCACUACGCUGUCUCGGCCUUAAUGGUCGCUUUCUCGAAGUCGGUAAAUUUGACCUGAGCGCAAACACGGCUCUCGGUAUGGCUGUACUACUGAAAAACACCACAGUUCACGGCGUCUUAUUGGACGCUUUGUUUAGUGAGAGCGGAGAUAACCCAGAAAAGGCCGAAUUAAGGCGAUGCGUAAGAGAAGGCAUUGCUAACGGCGCUGUUCGUCCUUUGCCCACAACCGUCUACGACUAUGACCAGGUCGAAAAUGCCUUUCGAUACAUGUCGAUGGGCAAGCACAUAGGUAAGGUAGUGGUUCGUGUGCGCAAGGAAGAACUAGAAACUAAAACGUUGACGAAACAACUGCUGCCAGCCAUUCCUCGAUCAUACAUGCAUCCUGGAAAGAGUUACGUGCUCAUCGGUGGACUUGGUGGUUUUGGUCUGGAACUGUGCGAGUGGAUGAUAGGCCGCGGCGCACGAACUCUCAUGCUCAAUUCACGCAAAGGCGUGUGCACUGGUUACCAAUCCUGGUGUGUCCGCAGAUGGCAAGCCGCGGGUGUUCGCGUACUAAUGUCAAGCGCAGAUGCAACGACCGAGGAUGGAGCGCGCGCGUUACUGCAAGAGGCGUCUUCGGCUUCGCCUGUUGGUGGCAUCUUCAACCUCGCCGCUGUGCUGCGUGAUGCACUCUUAGACAACCAGACGCAGGACACCUUCAGUACCGUCACCAAACCUAAGAUUGAUGUGACGCGAAACCUGGAUAAGUUGUCACGUUCACUGACACCGGAGUUAGAUCACUUCGUGACGUUUUCUUCGGUAUCAUGUGGGCGUGGAAUCGCGGGUCAGAGCAAUUAUGGGUUCGCUAAUAGCGCCAUGGAACGGGUCUGUGAGCGGCGGCGCGCGGACGGUUUACCAGCGCUAGCGAUACAGUGGGGUGCAAUCGGUGACGUGGGACUUGUGGCUGCCAUGUUUGGAGAAGAUGCAGAAGUGGGAGGCACAGUGCCACAACGCAUCGCAUCAUGCUUGGAUACUUUGAGUACGCUCCUGCUUGCGCCGCAACCCGUAGUCUCGUCCAUGGUACUGGCUGACCAGCGGCGCACCCAGGAGAAGCCAGCGCAGACCCUCGUACACGCUUUGGCUAAUGUUCUCGGUAUCCGUGACGUCAACAAGGUGUCCUCAACUGCGACCCUGAUGGAGCUAGGGCUGGACUCGUUGAUGCUCGCAGAGAUCAAGCAGGUGCUCGAACGUAACUACGACGUGGUGCUCGGUGCGCAGGAGAUCCGCGCGCUCACGUUUGACAAACUUCGUUACAUGGCGGCUGAAGCUGACGGCACGAUAAAGGACGCCAUAGCAUGAUAGCUCCUUUGCAUUUGAAGGGAGCGGAGCGGAUUUUGUGAAUCGUUUUUAUGUUUAUUUUUAAUUUAAGUAAGUUAUUUAUUAAGUAUUACUUAAAACUAAUAAUCUCCCUGACCCGACAACCCUCGACAGAAUGUCGUGGCGCAUAUAGUAAUUAGGAAAGCCGACCCCACUCAAAGUAUGCAAAAUUAUAUGCAUGGGGUACUGUACAAAUGGUAUGAGAUGAGAUAACGUUAUGAAUGCGAGUGCAGUGAAAGUGGUUUGUCACGAACAUAACAAAUGGAAAUAUAAUUGAAUUGAUUAAUGUCCCGCCCAUUGUAGUAAUUAGUUAAAAUAUAAUGUGCAUAUGUCUAAUUUACAAUUAAAAGUUAGGUACCUACCAUGUUGUCACUAUUUAGUUAUGCAAGUAAGGACGAUCGAAUAAAUAAUUCGUAUUUUACUAUUCCUGACAUGAUUGAUUUAUGUUCCUACAGUCGAGCUUGUUCAAUACUCACAAGAUUAGUAUUCCAGACGAAUUCAGUGCGUAGAUGGAAAACAGUUUUCUAGAAAACGCUUAACUAAAGCUAACUCUUCCGCGGAAAAACAGACAGAUGAACGUGGAGAAUCCUAGUUGACUACGGCCAUGGAACUCUAAAAAUAAAAACUACAAUUACGUUGGGCGGAGUCGUUUUU
This is a messenger RNA of Leguminivora glycinivorella, 7240 nucleotides long. RefSeq names its product fatty acid synthase-like. NCBI's taxonomy places the organism in Eukaryota, Metazoa, Arthropoda, Insecta, Lepidoptera, Tortricidae. The coding region runs from base 362 to 6568 and encodes 2068 amino acids. The transcript has 21 exons. Gene Ontology annotation, biological process: fatty acid biosynthetic process. The record is from RefSeq and is a predicted model, not a curated record. Gene Ontology annotation, molecular function: phosphopantetheine binding; oxidoreductase activity; fatty acid synthase activity.